GGCACCACAUCAUUUGAAGUCUACAACAGCCCGGGAGUGGACGUUUACAUUUCCCCCAACAUGGACACGUCCCGACAACGGGCUGGGAGAAAGAGGUGGCUUUUUGACGUGGGGCUGGAGAUCAUCGUGGUCAUGAAGUCUCCCAGCAAAGACCUCAACGACAGCCACAUUCAAAUUUCCUACCACUCUGAGGGCGAAGAUGCUGCCUUGGCCUAUGCUGUUCUGUACCUCACCUGUGUCGACAUCUCUCUGGACGCGGAUGCAGACUGUGAUGGGAAGGUGGAGAGGAGCUAUUCCAACAAGAAUAAUUGGAUCUGGGGCCCCAAAGGACUAGGGGCCAUCCUACUGGUGAACUGUGACCGGGACGAUCUGGACGGCGCCAAGAGAGACAACUGUGACCAGUGUGUGGGCAGCCUAGAAGACCUGAAGGACAUGUCGCUCAUGAUCUUGAGGACGUAUGGUCCUUCUGCUCUCUUUGAUGACUACAAAUUAGUUCUUCACACAUCCAGCUCUGACGUGGAGAAAGCCAGAGUCUUCCAUGCCUGUGCCUCUGAGGACGCCUGCCAAAACUAUAAACACGUGUUAGGGCAGGACAAAGUCUCCUACGUGGUGGAGCGAUGCCAUGGAGAUGAGGAGAUGUUCUAUGUGGAAGGGCUGUGUUUCCCGGAUGCGGGCUUUUCGGGACUGAUCUCCUUUCACGUCACUCUGCUGGACGAUUCAAAUCAGGAUUUUCCCGAAUCUCCAAUUUUCACGGACACAGUGGUGUUCCGAGUGGCCCCCUGGAUCAUGACCCCAAGCACGCUCCCCCCGCUGGAGGUGUAUGUGUGCAGGGUGAGGAACAACACCUACUUUGUAGAUGCGGUAGCGGCAUUGGCCAGGAAAGCAGGCUGCAAGCUGACCAUCUGUCCUCAGACAGAGAAUCGCAACGAUCGCUGGAUCCAGGAUGAGAUGGAGUUGGGCUACAUCCAAGCUCCCCACAAGACCUUCCCUGUUGUCUUCGACUCCCCAAGGAAUGGAGAACUACAGGAUUUCCCUUACAAAAGAAUCCUGGGCCCAGAUUUUGGCUACGUGACCCGAGAACCAAGAAACAAGUCAGUCAGUGGCUUGGACUCCUUUGGGAACCUGGAAGUCAGCCCUCCGGUCGUGGCCAAGGGGAAAGAGUAUCCCCUGGGGAGAAUCCUCAUUGGCGGCAACUUGCCGGGGUCCAGUGGCCGGAGGGUCACCCAGGUAGUCCGAGACUUCCUCUAUGCCCAGAAAGUGCAGCCCCCCAUCGAGCUCUUUGUGGAUUGGCUGGCGGUGGGCCAUGUGGAUGAGUUUCUCAGCUUCGUCCCAGCCCCAGAUAAAAAGGGUUUCCGCUUGCUCCUGGCCAGUCCAAGUGCCUGCUUCAAGCUCUUCCAAGAGAAACAGAAAUGGGGCCACGGGAGAGCGCUGAUGUUUGAAGGUGUGAUAGGAAAUAGAAAUGUGAAGACCAUAUCCAUCAACCAAAUUCUAUCUAAUGAAAACCUGAUCAGUUUCAACAAGUUUGUCCAGAGCUGCAUCGAUUGGAACCGAGAAGUCCUGAAGCGGGAGCUGGGGUUAGCUGAGCGAGACAUCAUUGAUGUGCCGCAGCUCUUCAAGUCGGAAAGAAGGAAAGCUGUGGCAUUUUUCCCGGACCUGGUCAACAUGCUUGUCCUGGGGAAAUACCUGGGGAUCCCCAAACCCUUUGGACCCAUCAUCAAUGGUCGUUGCUGCCUGGAAGAAAAGGUCCGGACCCUGCUGGAGCCGCUGGAACUCAACUGCACCUUCAUCGACGAUUUCACCUCCUACCACGUACUGCACGGGGAAGUCCACUGCGGCACCAACGUCCGCCGGAAGCCCUUCUCCUUCAAGUGGUGGAAUAUGAUCCCCUGAGCCAGCGUCCCUCCCAUCAUCCUCUGCUUAGAAACAUCAGUGUCAAAGCUUCGAAAGAAAUGCGGUCCCACCAGGAAUAACAAGCAUUCCUGACCCUUUCCUGGCUGACCCUCCUUCAGAAUCUCCUUUGGCUUUCUACUUAUGCCUCCGAGGAGACGGGAAGAGACUGGUUCAGGCUCCCGUCUCCCCAGCCACAGGACUGCAUAUCUUGAUGCUUAAAUAAGGCUCAGAGUCCAGUCUCACCGCACGGGGGGGUGGCGGGGGGAGCGGGUCCCAGGAACUGCCUAGACCUCCCUUGAGUAGCAUCCAGCUUUUACCAUGAUGCCGUAACAGAAUCAACAUUCUAUCCUUCCCCGUGUCCUGGAAAAAGGAGACAUACACACCCUCUGGCUUGGUUCUUCCCAGUUGCCGUUCACUCACAUCCCAUUCACCUACUGAGAGCUAUUCUGUGCUCACUCAAGAUUAAUAAUUAGUAAGGUUACAAGGGGAGGGGAGGAAAAAUACCCUGAGAGGCAGUCCCCACAAAGCAAGAGCUGAGAACUUGGAAUGGAUAGAGGACAAACAGCCAGAAAUCAACAGAAAGGGUCCACUUGUUAUCAUCUGCUCUGAGAAACUUCAACAGUCUCAGGAAAUCCCAGAAAAAUGGACUUCACCCUGAUAAAUCUCCCACUCUGGCAUGCAGGAGUCUGAUUUUUCUAGUGAAUUUAACUCUUGAUGCUGGACUCUUGGGCAUCCUAAGAGACAGGAUUUGUUAGAGAUCCCAAGAUCCAGGAGACCUCAAAAAGCCAGCACUGCCAAGGCAGGGAGCAGGACAAAUAAUCUUAGGCAGAGUUGGAUUGGCCUGGUGGGAGAAAGAGGCCUGUCUCGGAGUGUUGCUGGCUUUGAUUGGCGGGGACACUAACUGGGGCACCUGGAAUCUCUGUCCGUGAGAAAAAGAGCUACAUUGGCCAGUUUCUCCCAGGACCCAGCAUUCCUCCAGCUGACCCUCUGAGUAUCUGUCUCACGAAGCAAGUGACAGGGACCGUCCAGCUGGUUGCCGGGGAGGUUUGAGAGCUUUCGAGUGUUAGGUGGUGGCUGAGGAGAAGAUUGGGCCGAUGGACGUUCACUGGGGCUGUGGGGAUGGUUCUGUUUUCUCUGGGGGAGUAAUCAUUUGUGUUAUGCUAUGUGGAAUAAAUUGACCCA
Messenger RNA from Ornithorhynchus anatinus (platypus), 3072 nucleotides. RefSeq names its product protein-arginine deiminase type-3. The transcript has 15 exons. The coding region runs from base 61 to 1890 and encodes 609 amino acids. The record is from RefSeq and is a predicted model, not a curated record. Gene Ontology annotation, cellular component: cytoplasm. Gene Ontology annotation, molecular function: calcium ion binding; protein-arginine deiminase activity. Lineage: Eukaryota; Metazoa; Chordata; Mammalia; Monotremata; Ornithorhynchidae.